GUUCUCCGCGACCAUCGAGGUCCGCAAGGAGGGCAGCACGGCGGGCACGUCGGACAUCUACUACUACGACGGCGGCGGCCGCCGCUUCCGGAGCCGCGCGGAAGUCGCGCGCGCCCUGGGCCUCGCGCCCCUGAGCGGCGGGCCCGGGCAGCGCACGAAGGCCAAGGACGCCGCGCCCGCCAGGGCGACGGAGGCGUCGCGCCAGCGCGCGCGGCGCCUCGAGGCCAAGCUCGAGAAGGCGCUGGACCGCCACGCGCGGCGUGCGGGCGCGUCCUGCGGCGGCGGCGGCGGCGACGACGCCGCGCUCGACCCGGCCGCCGCGCCGGACCUCGCGGCGCUCGGCCGCGCGGCCGGCGGCGCCGGCGGGGCGCCGGCGGCGGGCGCGGGCGACGUCUCCCACGUCCUCGCGGCCUGGCACUUCCUCGCCACGUUUGCCAACGAGCUCGGCCUCGGGCUCUCCCACGGCGCGGUCUACGACGACGAGAUCGCGGGCGACGACGGCGGCGCGGGCGCGGACGCGGCGCGCCGCGCGGCCGCGCGCAAGGACCGCGCCGUCCUCCGCGCGGGGCCGACGGAGCUCGCGCGGCGC
Aureococcus anophagefferens is the source of this 589-nucleotide messenger RNA. RefSeq lists its product as hypothetical. Gene Ontology annotation, molecular function: DNA binding. The annotation marks the transcript as partial. NCBI's taxonomy places the organism in Eukaryota, Pelagophyceae, Pelagomonadales, Pelagomonadaceae. The transcript has a single exon. The record is from RefSeq and is a predicted model, not a curated record.